AUGGCGGGAGGACUAAGCACAGGAAAUCAUUCCACGCCAAUGCCACCAGGUGCCAAGGACUGUGACAGCCUGAAGGACGCCAAGCAGCGCCAUGGAACCAGGGUAGAGUCCCCGCCAAAGAUGGUGCAGGAAGUGGGGGCGGAGCCAGCACCACCACCCCACCUUGCCUGCCAGCACCGGGAGCCAUCCGAGCAGGUCAGUCCAUCCAUUCGGACGUCAGGGCUUUCUCUCCGGGGCUCCGAGUACCCCAAGCGGCCCCUCCCCAGGCUAUCUUCGCCCGACGCCCUAGAUCUCCCGGCCUCCGGAAACUCGGGGUGCCGCGGGCCGCAGGUGCCAGCCCUUCGAGCUAUGGGUUCGGACGUCUGGGUCGGCCCUUGGCGGCCACACCGACCCCGCGGGCCCAUCGCGGCGCUCUACAAAGGCCCGGGGCCCAAGUACAAGCUGCCUCCGAACACCGGUUACAUCCUCCACGACCCGUCACGGCCCCGCGCCCCCGCCUACACCUUCGGUGCGCGCCUCCCCACGCAACAGCAGUCCUGCAGCCCCGGGCCUGGCCACCUAGUGCCCGCCCGCAUGACCGUGCGCGGCCCCGACGGUUCCCCCUCCUACUCCAUCUACGGUCGCCCACGCGACGGGGCGCGCUUCCUCACUCCUGGACCGGGCAGAUACUUCCCCGAGAGAGCCGGGAACUUGGCAUACCCCAGCGCGCCUCGGCACACCAUCGCUCCUCGAAACUGGGGCGUCCAACCUGAGCAGCAAACCCCAGGCCCCGGGACCUACACGGUGCCCUCACUCUUGGGCUCCCGCGUCAUCGGCAAAGUCUCGGCUCCAACUUACUCAAUCUAUGGCCGCAGCGCAGUGGGCACCUUCUUCGAGGACCUCAGCAAGACCCCGGGCCCCUGCGCCUACCACGUGGUGAACCCCGGUGUCUACAAGUCCCGGGCCCCCCAGUUCACGAUGCUGGCCCGGACUUCGCUCCCCGAAGACAACACCUUGAAGCCCGGGCCCGCGGCCUACAACGUAGACAAGGUGGCCUGGAGUUCAGGGGCACAGCACCGGAAGCCCCGUGGCUGGAGCUUCGGAAUCCGGCACUCCGACUACCUGGCUCCGCUGGUGACCGACGUGGAUGAGCGGCCUCGAGCCAUUGGCCACACGUCGACCUGCCCCCUGCCGCGGUCGGUGCAAGAGUCUGCUGACCCCGCGGUCCAGAUCCCGUGGCCAGGCGCGCGGCGGGAGACACUGGGCUGGAAUCCGGAGCAGGACAGGCGCGGGCCGCUACUGCGGGACAGGAUCGGGAUGGGGCACGUGGCCGCGGAGACACCGACACAAGGCGGUGGCAGGUUCCAGGUGUGUCUCGAACCCCUGCAGGCCUAG
Molecule: messenger RNA, 1374 nt
Organism: Loxodonta africana (African savanna elephant)
Lineage: Eukaryota; Metazoa; Chordata; Mammalia; Proboscidea; Elephantidae
Gene: CIMAP1B
Product: ciliary microtubule associated protein 1B
Exons: 11
Coding region: 1-1374 (457 amino acids)
Cellular component (GO): cytoskeleton
Source: RefSeq, a predicted model, not a curated record